UUCAGUCUGUCGCAACUUUUUCCUCUCUUUUGUUUCUAAGAUUCUGAUGGACCCUCGGCAGCUCACCGAACCGGGCCAAAGCGGGUCCAAGGCAGGAUAGGAGUGGGUCCGAGCAGGAUAAGCGCGGUGCGGUUUUCCGCUGUGGAUCUGGACUCUGUUUGGAUCAGAACCGUAACAUGAAUCGGUAGGACUGACUUCUCGGAACUUUUUUUGCCGUCUCCAUGGAGAUGAGGGAUAUUCCCGCCAUCUAAGCAGUUGAUCACGUGGUGAUCAGGGAUCGAUAGGCUCAUUGAUCGUAUUGAUCGGGAUGGGCGCGCUCCCGUUGCUUUUGCUCGUGCUCUGGAUUUGCGAGCACGCCAGGAGCACGUUCCCGAUGCGCGCCUCCUACAGCCUGUACGCCGGCGGGAACGCGCACGCGCACGGAGCCCGAGCGGCCAGCAGACACAGGAACUGGUGUGCGUUCGUCCUCACGAAGACUGUGAGCUGCGUGGUGGAGGACGGCGUGGAGACCUACGUGAAGCCCGACUACCACCCGUGCAGCUGGGGCAGCACCCAGUGCAGCCGGGUCGUGGUCUACCGGACCUACAGGCCACGCUACAAAGUGGCCUACAAAACCGUGACGGAGAUGGAGUGGAAGUGUUGCCAUGGUUACAGCGGAGAGGACUGCAGCAUCAGUCCGGCUGGCGGCGGAGCAGGAAGUCACACGUCCAAUGGAGCGGGGACAGGAAGUGGUUUUGGAAUCGGACAAAAUGGAGGACGACAGGACCGGGAGGAAAUCAAGAGGUUGGAGGAAAAGAUCCAGAGGCUGACGGACAAGCUGCAGGAUUUCCAGUCCACCAUGAAUGAACACCUCCACCACGAACCUGUCAGACCCGGAAAAAACCCGGCAGAUGCUGCGCCACCCGAAAUCAAAGAGACGAUUCACAGCAUUCAGACCAAACUGGACCAGCUGGACAACCGAACCAAGGCUCAUGAUAAAACUCUGGUGAGCAUUAACAACCACCUGGUGAACGGGAAGGGCAACGAUCUGGACGGAGACGUUUCCCCUGGAGGAUUGAGUGGAGACCAGCUGAGCUCCCUGAAGGAGAGCAUCCUGAAGGAGCUGGAACGCCGAGUGCUGCUGUCCUGCUCCUCCUGUCAGGCCGGCGUGGAGGACCUGCGGCGCCAGCAGCAACAGGACCAGGAGAGGAUCCGCUCUCUGGAGAAGCAGCUGAACGAUGCCAACGUUCGCCACCGACAGGAUGCCGAAAGGCUUCGACUGGAGCUGCAGCGUUCCCAGAGAUGCUGCAGCUCCAUUGACGACCUACAAAACCGCAUGAGCGACGCCGAAAACAAGAUCAGCUCUGCCUCAGAGAGCUUCAACAUCCUGCUGGGCCGCCUGAGCCCCGGCAGCGACAGAGGAGAGUCCCAGGGAGGGGGAGGAGCUACUGGAGUAACUACAGGCGGGGCAAUUGGAGGGGGAGGGGCUAGUGGAGGACGCAAUGGUUUGACCGAUGUUCGGGCAAAUCUCCUGAAGGACUUGGAGCUCAGCAUCAACAGCAGCGUUCUCCAGGUGUGCUCUCACCUGCAGGCUGACCUGAGGGAGUUUGUCCAGAGAGAGCUGGACGACCUGCGGACGGCGUUCUCACACCGCUUUGACGACCGCACCUUCAGGAUCGAAGACGUGGAGCUGGAGGUGCAACAGCUGCAGAGCAACCUGCUGGAGCAGGACAGGAGAGUGUCAGCGUUGGAGAACCAGACGGCCGAGACGAGGAAGAGGAUGGAGGAGUGCCACUGCUCGGGUGGGCGAGGGGCUUCUGAAGCAGGUGGAGGUAAAGGAGAAGAAAGAGGCGGAGACACGGGGGAAGGUUUCACCAGAUCGUAUGGAGGUGGAGCAGGAAGUGCUGGAUCAGUUGGAGGAACAGGUUUAUCUGGCGGGAGAGAAAACACGACCAAGAAAUCUCUGGAGUGGAGAGUUGUGGCCAACGAGGGUCAGAUUCGACACUUCAACACUCGACUGAAGGACCUGUCGGUGUCUGGAGACUCUCUGCAUGACCGGGUUCUGGACCUGAGCCACGACGUUCAGGCGAUCAAGUCACUGACCGGUGACAAUGGUGAGAACUUCAACCGCAUCGUGAUGGAGGUGGAGAUGCUGGGCCAGGACUGUGAGCUGUGCAGCCGCGUGGAGGCGGAGCUGCAGAACCUCCGGAACCGGUCCCAGGACCUGAGCGCCAUGCAGGAGGCGCUGCUGAACCUGGAGAGCCACGUCGGCACCAUCCAGACCCGGCUGGACUCCGAGGGCGGCGACUGCAGCCGGGUCUGCUUGCCGCUGCAGGACGACGUCCGCUCGCUGCGAGACGAGGUCCGGAGAUGCUCACAGCGCUGCGCGGGACCGGGACCGACUCCUUCACAGGUCACUGCAGGUGUCGGUUCCACUGGCAUUCCUGCUGCAGGGGGCUUGGGGCCGGGCCUGGGCGCAGAGAAGCCUUUAGAUGGCCACAGCGUGAUCGGAGGAUCCUUCAACAGCAACCAGCUGAAGACGCUGCAGGGCGAGCUCGGCGACAUCAUCUUCACCUUCAGCUCCAUCAACGACACGCUGAAGGGCCUGGAGCACAGCGUGCAGAAACAUGGCAGCGUCAUCACCGACCUGGGAAACACCAAGGACAAGAUCAUCUCUGAGCUGGACAAGAUUCAGCAGGAAGUGACGGAGCACGUCCAGAGGAGCCAGGAGCGACUGGACCGGACGGACCGGGACGUCCGCCGCCUCGAAAGCAUGCUGGUGGCGGAGAUGGGCGACUGCCGGCGCUCUGGAGACGGGCUGGAGAAGAGGCUGUCCAAGCUGGAGGGAGUCUGCGCCAGGCUGGACGGCGUCUCCGACUCCAUCUCCAAGGUCAAAGAAGGCCUGAAUCGCCACAUGUCGGGUUUGUGGAGCCACGUCUCCGGCCUGAACCAGACCCUCAUCCAACAUGGAGGAAUCCUGGACUCUGUUCAAAAGAACCAGGAGCGGGUCCAGAGCAGGGUGAAGAGCCUGAACUCCAGCCUGGCCCAGGUCCAGAAAGGGCUGCAGACUGGGCAGACUGGGCAGACUGGCCUUCCAGGGCCUCCAGGAGAGAAAGGCCUGAUGGGGCUGCCGGGCCCCCGGGGGCCCUGGACCUCCUGGGCUGAAGGAGACACCGGAUCCCGAGGAUUUCCAGGUCCUAAAGGUGAACCAGGUCUUCCAGGUGUGGACGCUCACAGGCCCAGGCUGUCAUUCUCUGCAGGCCUCACUGCUCUGAAGGAAACGACAGGAACUGUCGUCUUUAACAAGGUCUUUGUCAACGAGGGCAACUUCUACAACCCGGUGACAGGUGUUUUCACCGCCCCGUUGGACGGACACUACUACUUCAGCGCCGUCCUGACGGGACACAAGAACGAGAAGAUCGAAGCGGUUCUGGCCAAGUCCAACUAUAGCGUGGUCCGGGUGGACUCGGGGGGCUACCAGCCCGAAGACCUGGAGGCCAAGCCGGUGGCCGAGUCAAAGGUCAGCAGCGGCUCGCUGGCCGUGUUCAGCCUGGUGCUGCCGCUGCAGCGCGGCGACACGGUGUGUGUGGACCUGGUGAGGGGGAGGCUGCCCCACUCCCUGGAGCCGCUCACCGUCUUCAACGGCAUGCUGCUGUAUGAAAACUUAUGAACCUGGUGAGUCAGAGACCAGCCAGAGCCGACCGAUCCGAUCUGCUCAAACCGUGGAGGAGGCUGAAAUAUUUCCCAUGAUCCUCCCUGCUCGACUCAGCAGGAAGGAUUUUAACUCUGCCUGUGUUCUGUCCAAUCAGCAGAGACCUUACCUGGUCACAUGACCCAAACUCCUCUGGAGCCAGAACGUUACAGUAAUGUUCUGCAUUAACGUCCAGAUGUUUGACCAGAAGGUGGCGCUGCGGAUCCGGACCUGGACUGAGGAUCUGAUUUAUGUCUGAUAAAAUGUUUGGAUGUUUUAUGGAAUGAUGUUGAUGCACUGCUGCGUCCAAUCAGUUGACCUCCUCCGACCUCUAACCCAUGCUGUUACCAUGACAACCAUUAAGGCCACAGCCUACAACACCACACAAUAUCCAGCUUAUUAACGCUGAUGAAAGCAAACCUCAGUGGUGGGCACCGCUAGCUGAAAGGUUAGCAGCGCUAACCCUAAAACACUAACCGUAAACAUUAGUGUUGCUAACGCUAACACGCUACACCAACAUGAUAAUUGGUGAAAGCUAAUGCUAAGCACUAAUUUCAACCCUGACUGCACCAUCGUGUCAAUGACACUUCCUUCUUGCUCAAUAAAGUUUCUUUAAAAUAAAAAGAAAAUGUGAGGAGAGGAAACUGAGCUGCAGACUUCAAAAUAAGAGCAUGAGUAUAAGCGUCUAACUACCAGAAAAAUUCAGGAGCCGAAAAACUUCAACUUAAAUGCCAAACUUUAUUCAAGUAAAUUAGGCCUUUAGAAUUUAUAUGAAAAAAAUUAUUUCGAGGAAGCUAAGCUCUUUCAAAGUUAGAAAAAAGCUAAAGCACUAUACAAAAAAUUAAGUAUUAGUGCAAUAGCAAGCUAGCACUACUAUGAUCAUAAACAUAAGAAAAAACAAAACAAUUUCAGGUCUAUAGUUGCUGCUCAGUGUGUUUUGUUAAAAAUGGCCACCAGGUUCUGCUGUGUCAGGUCGGGACAUCUGAUACAAAAUCACAGUCUUGUUUAGUUUUUAUGACACAUUAUUCACUGAAUAAAAUAAUAAUACUCUGUGAACGCCACCAAGUGGUCAGGUGAAUUUUAGCCAAAUUAAUCAUAAACAAGGUCCUGCUACCAGUUCACUUUUAGUUUAAAAAGCAUCCAGCAUGCUGAGGUGAGUGAAGAAUCAUUUCCACUCAAGUUAUCGCUGGCUUAUUGCUGCAGUGUUUGCCUAGCAGCUUUACUGCACAUGUGCAGUAAACAUGGUGUGUGUCAGGUUAGCUUGAGCAGCAGCAAAGGGAAACAAACUUCGCUCGUCCUGCUGGAGGUUCAACAUGUCCGAUAACAUUCCAGACUCAUUUCCCUUCAGAAAAGAACACUAACGCUCUAUAUCAACAGAGAGUUUAGCAGAUGCUAAUGCUAAAUUGCUCAAUUCAAUGUUGAUUCCAUGUGGCAAAGAUAAUGCUAAACAUUUGCUAAAGUGUUAAGAAAAUUAGCGUAUUAGCAGAGUUCAGAAAUGUUCUGGAGAUGUUAUGAAGACAAAUGAAGCGCUUGUGAUCUGGGACCAGACCGGACCGGACCAGGCAGACAAAGUAACCAUGACGAAGACCACAGGAAGUCUUCAUCACCGGCAAAGAAUUAAGAGAUUGCUCAAAGUUGCUCCGUAUUCGAUGUUUCCCCCUCCCAGGCUUCUUCUGGUUAGCAGAAGAUGAGUAAAUGCAGAGAGAAGUUUUCUUCUCCAGGACGUCGCUAUGUGGAAAAGUAAUCACACCCCUAGAUAAAUCCUGUAUCUGAUGUGAUUAACCAUCAAUCAAUCAUCAUGCUGGAAAACCCUGCGUCUGAAUUAAAUCAAUUCAGGGCAGCAGAUGGGGUCAAAGUUCACAUUCAGUAGUGCUGCUGCAGCAGCAGGAGGAACAACCAGGUCUCAGGUUGGGGUUUGAAUACUUUCUCACAGUAAGUGUGAAAUCACUGCAGCUUCUGUUUAGGUUUUAAAUGUAAUUUAUAAUCUAAAUCUUUACAUAAUUGGUUAAAUACAGAAGAACGAAGCCAGAAUAUAAUAAAAACCAGAAAUACGUUCAGAUCAGGACAGUUGAGUUUAUUAUUCCAGCUGAUUGUUUUUCUACCUGAGGAAACUAAGCAUGUGCCGACAGUGGAGAGGAAAACAGGAGGAAAUGUUCCAGUAUAACUUCCUAUAGUUAAUAUAAAGUCUUAUAUUUGAAUAACUUGUGAACUUAUAGUUUACUCAACACAGCAUCGUUUUAACUAUUAUUAAAUAUCAAUGGCUUUCCAUAGAGUACUACAACAUUGACCUGCUGCCUGACGUAGAGCUGCAGCAGCUAGAUGAGCAGCUUUCUGCUGUUGGGACAGACGUGAAGCAUGUAGAGACAUUUAAGCUGUGACCGGAUGAUGAAGACAUAUCAUCAUCAUCAUCAUCACAAACUGUUGAUGCUUCCUGAACUUCCUGAAGGACAGUUUUUCACAACUCGGCUGGAAGUGAUGUUUGCUUUCUGGAGAAAUGUAAAAAUGUUUGACCUUCACAUUUAAAAACUUCUUGAUGCUCUAUGAUGCAGAAUUGGACCUGAACCGACACCAGUUUCUUCACUCAGGAUUGUACAGUUGAACAUGUUCUGAGUUCAUUUCUGGCUUCUGUAGCAACAAAUCUCUAAAGCUAAAAUGUUUCUGACAAAUGUUGUUAGAAGCCUUAUUAAAUCAAUGAUUAACUGUU
This is a messenger RNA of Poeciliopsis prolifica (blackstripe livebearer), 6374 nucleotides long. RefSeq names its product EMILIN-1-like. The record is from RefSeq and is a predicted model, not a curated record. Gene Ontology annotation, molecular function: protein binding. Lineage: Eukaryota; Metazoa; Chordata; Actinopteri; Cyprinodontiformes; Poeciliidae.